AUGGAGAAUUGGGAUCCGAUCAACAUACCCGGGGAGCUAGGCGGCACGGCACGGUCGAAGACGGAUUGGUGGGACGGCACGUCGUUGAUCACUAACACGGAGUCAUGUUCCGAGGAGACAGUACCCGAGGAGACAGUACCCGAGGAGACAGUACCCGAGGAGACAGUACCCGAGGAGACAGUACCCGAGGAGACAGUACCCGAGGAGACAGUACCCGAGGAGACAGUACCCGAGGAGACAGUACCCGAGGAGGCAUACCCCGAAGAGACAGUACCCGAGGAGGCAUACCCCGAAGAGACAGUUCUCGGGGAAACAGUACCCGAGAAGACAGUAUCCAAUGUUGUUGCUCCCGGCCUUAUGCGUCGUGUAUGGCGCAACAGUUUGUAA
Pestalotiopsis fici W106-1 is the source of this 387-nucleotide messenger RNA. RefSeq lists its product as uncharacterized. The transcript has 2 exons. The coding region runs from base 1 to 387 and encodes 128 amino acids. The record is from RefSeq and is a predicted model, not a curated record. NCBI's taxonomy places the organism in Eukaryota, Fungi, Ascomycota, Sordariomycetes, Amphisphaeriales, Sporocadaceae.